Molecule: messenger RNA, 1112 nt
Organism: Nilaparvata lugens (brown planthopper)
Lineage: Eukaryota; Metazoa; Arthropoda; Insecta; Hemiptera; Delphacidae
Exons: 2
Coding region: 726-1076 (116 amino acids)
Source: RefSeq, a predicted model, not a curated record
GAUGCGGCGAAGUUUAGGUUAUGUUGAUUAGGCUGCAGUAGAAAGAUACUAGUCUGCAAAGAUAUGAUUCGAUGGGUAGGCUGUGAUUAUGAAAAGUUUGAUGAUUGAUAUAAUCCAUGAACGUAGUUUCCAGUUAAUUAAAACAUUAUUUUUUCCUUGAGCCCCCAUCUAAAUUAGAUUUCGGUAUUAUUCAAGGUCCAAUUCCGAUUUGCAACUAUCCGUUUUACUAAACUUUGCUUAAAACGAAUGUGCCUACAGUGUAAAUCAAUUCUUACAAACGUAUUUCCUCUUUGUCCGCCAGUAACAUGCAGUUUGAUCUUUUCAAACCUGACAUGUCGGUGGUGUCUGUAUGUUUUUCCAAAUGAUAUUUUUCUUUCAUGCAUGCUGGUGUAAAGUCUGUUUGAUUUUAACCGGACAUGACUGCGGUGGUUGUAGGUCCUUCCUAAUACUGUCUUCCUUUUUCCUUGCAUUUUGGUAUAAGAUUUGAGGUAGGAUUUCAGCCUUAUAUGACGGCGGUGUAGAUAGAUUCUUCUUGAGACCAUUUUUCCUUUCUGCAUGGCGGGGAGAAAUUUGAUAUUCAAUUUUAGCCUAACAUGACGGCGGUGUAAAUGAACUCUAUUAGAUGGUUUUCUUCUUUGACGUAUUGCAAUCCUUCUUGUUUGCUGUUUUGAUUCAUAGGUUUUUACUUUCACUUGUGAUUUUGAUUUGUUGUGGGUUUUUGUUUUAUGUCUAUUGUUUUGUGGAUGAUCUUCAUGAGUACUGGGUUUAUAUGUUGCAGGUGCUUUCCUCAGUGGAUGGGAGAUAUGGGCGGUCGGCGGUCCGGGCUGCUCUUCAACUUGGUUGGCAAUGUCCUUGGACUCCUGAUGUCCGGCGCGCGGGGGUACGGGCUGUUCCUCUACCUGAUGUCAUCCUCAGCUUGGCGGGUGAUGUCGUCCGGGUUGUCUUGGCAUUCUGCGGGGUGCAGUGUGACUUCAGUCUUGACAUUCUCGGAUGAUGCUCAGAUCUUGCUGGGAAAUGGGUACAAGGCGUUUGGUUGGCGGCAAUGGUUCCUCCCACACAAACUCCUCCGUCUUUGAAGUCGCUGAUGUGGGCUCCAGGAUGCUGUGUGGUUC